AUGGCCGGGGAUGAGAGGAGGGGCGGAGGAGAGGCGCGGUCGGCCCCGGCAGCCGGCGGCGGGGAUCUGCUCGUCCGUCGAGAUGCUCGGAGACGCCACCGCCAGGCUGCUCGUCCAUCGAGCACACACCGAGCCAGGGACGUCGGCGAGGAAGUGUCGUCGCUGAGUUGCUCGUCCACCGCGGACUCCUUUCUCGCUCAGAUCCCAGGCGAGAGCGCGAGCAGGACGGGCGGCCCUCAUGGAUCCCAGGCAGGACAGAUCCAAGGCAGGGCGGUGGAGGGCUACGGCGGCCUGGGGGACGGCAACGAGCAGCCGACCUCGUGGCCUCGGGGAGCAGCGCCUGUGUGGAGGGCGGCGGCGCCUAGGGUGGAGGGUGCGCCUAGAGGAGGGUGGCAGCGCCUGGGGUGGAGAGCGCCUCGCGCUCGCCGGAGGAAGCCGCCUAGAGAGGAGCUCGCCGGAGGAAGCUCGCGCUCGCAUGGAGGGGAGCUCGCCGGAGGAAGCUCGCGCAACCCUAGCCAGCAACGCCGGGACGAGCGAGCGCCGGAGUGUGGCGGAGGGAGGAUGAGCCACGCCGGGGGGAGGGGGAGGGAGGGAGGAGGAGCUGCGCCGCCGUCGGCAGCUGCGCCUCUGCCAGGCCGUGAAACCAUCUACAGGCCGCGACUUCUCGUCGGAACGGGUCGAGCGAACGGGUGA
Messenger RNA from Miscanthus lutarioriparius, 693 nucleotides. The record is from the annotation of a GenBank genome assembly. NCBI's taxonomy places the organism in Eukaryota, Viridiplantae, Streptophyta, Magnoliopsida, Poales, Poaceae.